GUGGUAUCAACGCAAAGUACAAAAAUUGAAAUUGUUGUAUAAUUUAGGAUAUUUCAUUUAUAUAUUUUAUUGCAUGCCAGAUUUUAUAAGUUCCCAUGCAGAGUUUUAUGUGUGCCAAAAUUAUAAUUAAAAAUUAGGGUGUAUAUACUUAACACUUCCUAAGUAUUUUCUCUCUUAAUUAAUUCAUGUUGUAAUAGUGCACGUAAGUCACGAAAUGUAAACAUAUAAAUAGACUCAAAUUUGUAAUAGUCGGAGAGAUGUGUAGAUUGUUCAUUGCUAAUAAACUCCAUAAAACAAACCGAAUCAGAGUGCAGAUCAAUUUUCUGGACGAACUCAGUGAAUUCUGCGACAAGUGGUCCUUCGAGCCGGAUAGUAUGGAGGAGUUAGCAAGAAAGAAAAGAGUACGAGCAGGUCAUCGCGGUUACCUGACGAAAGUUGUGGCGUCGGCAGCAGGCUUAGUCGACGCAUUCGAUGAACGAAGAAAGAAUGACGCGGAACAGCAACGCGACAAAAUCUUGGAGACAGUCGCUAUGCUCCAAAAACUGGAUGAAGACAUCCUUAACUUGAUUGCUGGGGACGAAGAAGCGUCAGAACUUGACAUUGUCAGCGAAGUCGAGGAAGCUGGAAGAAUAAGUUCUGAAGCAAAGUCGAUGGCGAGGAAGCUUCGCCAAAAGAUUGACGGCAAUUGCGCUUCGGAAAAUAGAAUGAACAGUUCGUUAAGGUCUGACGGAGGAGCGUCGGUGACCAAUAGAACAGUUUGCGCAAAAUUGCCAAAGCUGCACGUUAAGCGGUUCAAUGGAAAUGUUUGCGAAUGGCAGGAGUUUUGGGAUUCCUUCGAAAGCGCCAUUCACGGAAAUGGAAGUUUGUCCGACGUUGACAAAUUCAAUUAUCUUCGGGGACUCUUAGGCGAACCAGCGAAGUCAUGUAUCGCGGGAUAUUCUUUGACUUCGGCGAACUACAACGCUGCAAUAGACGCGUUGAAGGAACGCUAUGGGAAGCCAGAAUCGGUCCAACGAGCGCACAUGCAAAACUUUUGA
Messenger RNA from Xenia sp. Carnegie-2017, 1037 nucleotides. RefSeq lists its product as uncharacterized. The record is from RefSeq and is a predicted model, not a curated record. Lineage: Eukaryota; Metazoa; Cnidaria; Anthozoa; Malacalcyonacea; Xeniidae. The transcript has 3 exons. Bases 258 to 1037 code for a protein of 259 amino acids.